AUAGAAGGGGGAUUGACGACAAUGGUCUUUACUCAACACUGAAGACAAGGACAAGCGAGAAUAUAGCGAGGACGAUACGGCGACGGGGACGAAGUGCCAUCUGCGAAAGCACAAGAGCAAUCGGAAGCCAAGAACGCCGUUCACCACGCAGCAGCUGAUGGCGCUGGAACGGAAGUUUCGCCAAAAGCAGUACUUGAGCAUCGCCGAAAGGGCUGAGUUCUCGAAUUCGUUAAGUUUGACGGAAACUCAGGUGAAAAUCUGGUUUCAGAAUCGAAGGGCGAAAGCCAAGCGGCUGCAAGAGACAGAGGUGGAGAAGCUGAAGUUGGCACACGCACCGGCAGUCAAACCGUUCAUGUCGUCGCUGUUUUCCUUUGGUCCACCGACCGCGCUCCUCUCACCACUCAGAAUGCCGACCAUACCAGACGGACAGAUUUCUUUCGGCGAUUUCAUGGCAGUUAACCACGGCGGUUUCAUUUCUCUACCUACGAUGCCUCCCUACUGA
Molecule: messenger RNA, 502 nt
Organism: Soboliphyme baturini
Lineage: Eukaryota; Metazoa; Nematoda; Enoplea; Dioctophymatida; Soboliphymatidae
Source: the annotation of a GenBank genome assembly